AAUCACAUGGAGGGAAAUAAAGGGAACGAUCACUCAUAUGAUUUGGAACUGGACCGAGUAGAUUAAAUGGGAGGGAAUACCACUUUAUUGAAGCUUCGAUCUCUGGCUCCGUCUCCCUCGAGCGUGCAGACGCACACGUCUCCUCAUCUAAGAGGUGCUAAACACCACGCCGACCGUCCCAAGAGCCCUGGAGGACCAGCGGCGCAGACGGGAGGGGACGGCUGCGCAGACGACAGGCCAGCGAUGGGCAAACCGCUCUCAGAGUCAUUGAGGAGACGCGGCGGGAGGCCAAGGGUUCGAGAGAAGGCGUCGCACUCACCGGCGCACAGCAGCGACACUGAGCCACACACCAAAACCAAGAAUCAGAAGAAAAGGAAAGGGUCUCAUUCGUCUAAGCGGCACCAUCACGGACAGAAUCGCCACCGGAGCGCCUCUGUGUCGCCGGGUCGGCACAAACACACGUCCAAGAAGAAGAAGGGCAAGAGUCACGGGACGGCCCGGCAGCGCAGCAGCUCCUGGAGCAGCGGGAGAUCAUCGUCACGAGCUCAUUCUAGAGAACACGGAUCCAGCAAGAACAAAUCACCACACGUCCGACAGAACAACUCCAGGGAGAGAGACAGUCCUCAUCACUCGGAUGCAGAACGAGCUCACCGCCGCUCGCGCAGCUAUUCUCCCAUCCGCAAGAGGAGGAGAGACUCGCCCAGCUUUAUGGAAGCCCGCAGGAUCACCAGCGCACGAAAGCGUCCCAUCCCGUACUACCGGCCGAGCCCGUCCUCUUCCAGCUCGGCCAGCAGCUACAGCAGCUCCAGUCGCAGCCGCAGUAACUACAGCAGUCACAGCAGCUCCAGCCGCAGCCGCAGCCGCAGCCGCAGCCGCUCCAGGAGUUACUGCAGCCAGAGCAGCUGCGACAGCCCCGGAUUCUGAGACCCAGUGAAGGUACGGAGGAGAGACGAAAGAAACAUCUCAACUGCACAGGACGCCCACGUUCCCUUUCUACUGCAGGA
Messenger RNA from Sinocyclocheilus grahami, 1004 nucleotides. RefSeq names its product serine/arginine repetitive matrix protein 3-like. Bases 67 to 924 code for a protein of 285 amino acids. The transcript is spliced from 7 exons. NCBI's taxonomy places the organism in Eukaryota, Metazoa, Chordata, Actinopteri, Cypriniformes, Cyprinidae. The record is from RefSeq and is a predicted model, not a curated record. Gene Ontology annotation, molecular function: mRNA binding.